UGCCAAGAGUGUGUGUCUACUGUUAUGUUUCAAUCUAAUGUGUGGGUGUACUGUUGACUUUGAAUGUGUCGCUGAUCUAUAGUGAGGGGAAACCGUUUGGAUGUUUUUAGGUCCCCUAGGGGACAGCAAGGACUUGUGGGAAGAUGACCUGAUUUCUAAUUUUCUCUUCUCAUGCCUGUGCUGAGGGCUAGUCGCUGCUACAAACAGAGAAACCCACGAAAGGAGUGUGUCAGUACAGUAUGAGUAGCCCCGGAUCUAUCUGGAAUAUGGCCUCGCUAUUUGCAUUACUGGAUUUUAUUUGACAUUUUUUCAUGGACGCUGGCGUGUUUGUGAUAGUCCAUCAAUAGAUUCAGGUGUGCAGCCAUGGCUAACCUGCAGCAGGAAUACCCCGGGGUCCUUCUGGGCAUCCUGGAGGAACUGGCCAAUAUGCGUCAAUGGCUGACAUUUCAGGAUCUCUGUCGCAUGGUCAGCACUCGUUUCGACCUGGAACACCUUUUUGAGCUUAGGAGUUUGCUGUUUGCAGCUGCCAGCCAGGACCCUUGUUUCCCAGCUACUCUCUUUAGAGACAGGGUUUCCACCAGAGGCCAGGGGCUUUCACCUAUAGGGGUCGCUGCUGACAUUGUAACUAUCUUCAAUCUUAUUCAGAUGACGGGUGGGGCUCCAGAUGAAAGCCAACCAAUGAGAGCACACAUGGUUCUCCCAGUCGACCAAUCCCCAGGCCCCAGUCUGCCAGGAAUCUAUCAGCUGAACAUUACUGGUCGAGAACGAGCACGAGCCCUCUCUGACUCAAGUGACAGGCCUAUUGACCAGCACUUGCUGUUUCCAAGACCUAAGUACUCGGCCCGCAAGCGAGGAAGUCUUCCCCCAGAUCCUAUUUCCCUUGUGUCUCCUCCUCCAAUCAGGGCUAGGGCUGUGUCUUUUGACUUGCCUCAUACCACACUUCUGUACCCUAGUGGUCAAUUCCCUAACGAGGGGAUGAAAAAUAUCUACCUGCCUCUGGAGACGGACAGCGAGUCAAGUGGAGAUUCUGCACAAAUGGAGGUGUUUGAAGUCGAACAGGGUUCAACUGUUGACCAGAAGAGAAACGUUUUCAAGAAGGACUUCCACAACCAACCCCCUCUGAUACCCCAGGUGACCGUUAGCAGUGACUCUCCAAGUCCCAACACAGUGAAAGGAUUUGACAAUCGCAGCUUUGAAAUGAUCCCCAAUCCUUACCCAUCACCAUCACCAACACCAAUCCAACAAACACCAGAGCAGCGGGCUAAACAUGAGAGCCUUGACGACCUACAGGACUCAACUUACUUCGGACCAGGGUCUAUCCCAGAAUGGUCCCCUCGUCACCUUCAGCCACCCAAGACUAAGAAGCCCCUCUGGAGCAACAAGAGUCACAGUCUAGAGGACCGGAUAGGCUCCGGCAGCGUUGGAAUGGGGUUGGAAUCCAAAGGGGCACAACUUCCAAGGCGAUCAACCCCAGCUAUUAGCAAUUUGAGGGGGUUAUCAAUGGGUGAGACUAUAGAUAGUGGAUUUCUAAGUGGAUUCGAAGGAGUCAGGGCUAAAGGAACCCAGACAGACCCACCAGACACCCGGCGCCUUCGUAGCCUGGUCCAUGCAGAUCGCCUAUCCUUCAUGACCUCCUUAGAUGACCCAGAAUUUUGUGAGGAUGACAUCAGUGUCAUCUUUCGCUUCUUAGAUGAUAUAAGCAUGUGUGGUUCCACAGGGGUUCUACAUCCCAGCGAGGGCUCAGCAGGUGUUAAUCAGGACACUCCUGAGGCAAGACGAGGACGCCUCGGUCAACUCCAAAGGCUUUUCCACUCACUAGAAAGCAGCGAUGAUGGGCUCAAGGCAAGUGUCUGUAAACUGCUGCUCCGUAUGAGCCAGAUAGAGAGACAACUAGAUUCGCUGAAUGAUGUAAAGGCUGAAAUCUCCCAGGUGCUAUCAGCUCUGCAGCGACUGGAUGACAAGAUUCAGCAGCCACUCAGUGGUGGCGGACAGAGCACUGGUGGGCGAUGGUUGGAGCCUCUCAGCGGUGUCUCAUCUUUUAUGAGCCACCCUCUAACCCCCUCUGAGUCGUCAGAGCCUCAGCCUCUAUCUGCUUCAGGGCAUCUAUUUCCAGCGACCAGCACUAGUAGUCUGGAAUGGAGCAGAUGCUACACUCCUGGGGAACAAACGGAAAGCAGCAAGGUUCAGGUUGAUUCAAAGGGUAGGAAGGAAGGGAAGAAGGAUGCAUCAUCUCGGCGUACCUCAAAAACCCAGCUUGAGGAGAAAAGUGUGACUGAAUCCAAACAGCUGAAUGUUUCGAACUCUGCAAGAGACUGGACAGUUUCAUUCUCAAAAAGCAAAGAUGGAAAAUCAUCACAUGGGCAGAUAGAUCAAUCAGGUAGCACAGCAAACCUAAUCUCCAAAAAGUCCUCCAACCUGGUGGAACAAGUAUUUAAUUCAUCCCUGUUCCGCCAAAAAGACAGCAGUCUUACAGGUGGGCUUACUUCUGGGAAGAUUAUAGAUCCCAGAUUGGCUGAGGGGAGGGGAAGGCCCAUAUGGACUGUAGAUGACAGAGAGGCACGAAUCUCCCCUUUGGACCUACAGGGCCAGGAGUCUUUGAACCCCAACAACAUGGAGUUCUGGAUGGAUGACAUCUAUACUCCAGGCUACGAUGGUCUACUCAGACGUAAAGAGGCUGAUCUCCGCCGGGCUAAAUACUGCAAGUUAAUUGCACUCAUUGCCGUUGCAGUGGUCAUUAUUCUCAUAAUUGUAAUUCCUAUUUGUAGCAUGGCGACAUGAACACCCUGACAGAGAGCCCAGUCUCUCUUCUGUUUUAGUUUUAUUCUGUGAAUUAUUUAUGAUCAGCAGCUAUGUGCUGUACCCUGGAGCUUGCACAAUUUUCUCUAGUAAUGAGUAGAUGAGAAAGCUUGACACUGGGCCACUGAAAACUGAAUGUCAGAAAACUGGAAGAUUCAAACUCUAACCCCCUUGCUGAGUCACGCCUUCAUGAAGUUGCAUCAAAUUGUAAGUAACAUCCAAUGCAAAGUUUUCUUUCCAAUAUACUGUCCUUUUUUCAUGUUUUUUCCUUAUUCAUUUUAUGUGGCGGAAAUGUAAUUAAUUUAUAAAUGACCUCUGAGAAGACAUGCUGUUACUAGUAAUACUGAGCCAAUGCACAAGUAUCCAUUUUAUUUAUUUUUCAGUUUGUCUGCUGUUUUCUGAGAAUCACCAAUCUAUCAAAUCUUUUGAAAUAAGCUUGACUGACUUCUGGCUGUUCCCUUGAGAACACUGCAGGGCGUUUUCACUUCAAUAUAAGACGGUAGUUUUGUCAAAUCACUGUUUUACAUAAGCAUUUUUAAUAGCAAUGAUUUCUGUCAACAGGAUACAUUCUAGGUUAUUUUAGUUUGAAUGUUCUCGUGCUUCCUUUAAGCAACCAUGCAUUCUACUCAAGCAUGCUUAUGUCAAUAAAACAAAUAUUUUUAUAUAGUACCUUCCCAUUUUUCAACUGAAAAAUAUAAACUGAUAUAUGCACUCAUCAAUGUGUUUGGCUGGAGUGUUUACUAAGUGUCAGGUUUCCAAAAAUGUAGGAUAGAUAUCCUGUUGUUGUUGAGGCAGUCAAAGAAAGAUGGAGCCUUUUCCAGUAAACACUCUCUGAGAAGGAUAUUCCACUUGUAAUUUCAUUGAUGGGAUGUUUGGAGUGCACCUAUGCACAUUAUCUUUGCACUACACUUACUUUGCUAGAGUUUUCUCACAUACCUACAGACCCACUUAGCACCAUGAGAUUCAUCUAGCAUCUUUUCACAGUGGAUGAAAGUAGUUUUGCCAAUGGUGUGACAUUCCAUUUUGUAAAAACGCCCUGUUAACUCAGGAGAUAUUAUAUUUAGAUCGACUUUUGGUGCCAGACUGUAAAAUACACAGGGGGGUUGACACAAAAACAUGGACGUUUU
Messenger RNA from Labrus mixtus (cuckoo wrasse), 3923 nucleotides. Its product is annotated as major intrinsically disordered Notch2-binding receptor 1-like. The record is from RefSeq and is a predicted model, not a curated record. Gene Ontology annotation, cellular component: plasma membrane. Gene Ontology annotation, biological process: negative regulation of cell population proliferation; negative regulation of TOR signaling. The coding region runs from base 364 to 2778 and encodes 804 amino acids. The transcript is spliced from 4 exons. Lineage: Eukaryota; Metazoa; Chordata; Actinopteri; Labriformes; Labridae.